UUGACAGCAGUGCAUGGAUCUCGAUUGUUUUUAGAAUUUUUCCUUCUUCCAUUAUUCCGUAAUAUUGUUUUGAAUUAUUCCCUAAUGCUAUGACAAAUAUUGAGGCUCUAAGCCUCUAUCAAAAUGGUUUUAAACGCCGCUGUACAAAUGUUAAGGGAGGCAGAUGAGUUGAAACAGAAGAUAUUGAAAUUCAAGAGUGGAACUUCAAUGCUACAAGAGCGCAGUCUUUGGGCCACACAACAACAGUUGCAAAAGGUUUAUCAAAAGGUUCUUGUGCUAGACUUGGACUAUGCCUUGGACAAGAAAGUUGAGCAGGACCUAUGGAACAUCGGCUUUAAACAGCAAAUUGAGGCGCUGCAAGCCAUAUCCAAGGACAGAAAGAACCCUCUCCGCGGCGAGGGACAGGCGAUGCUCUCGUGGGUGCUUCAAGCGGCCGCCGGCUUCUACCUCUGUCUGCUGCAUCAGAUCUGCACCACAUUCAAACUAGACUUGCCUUUUAGACGUCGCGCGUCUCUGCUGGGCUGGGUGGAGGGCUGGAGCGCAAGCGCAGGCGCGGCGGCGGCGGGGGCGGCGCCCGGGGCUCCCGCGGCGGCGCGGUACAUCUGCCAGCACUGCCUCGUGCACCUCGGGGACCUGGCGCGGUAUCGCCAGCAGCUGAGGGUCGCGCAUACUUUCUACAGGCACGCGCUGGUGGUGUCGGCGCACUCGGGGCAGCCGUACAACCAGCUGGCGCUGGUGUCGUGGCGCCGCGGCCGGCGGCUGGGCGCGCUGUACUGGCACGUGCGCUCGCUGCUCGUGCGCGCGCCCUUCCCGCCCGCGCCCGCCAACCUGCAGCGCACGCUGCAAGCCGCCAGCGCCGGCCGCGAGGCGAAGGACCUGCCGGUGCUGCCGGGGGUGAGCCCGCAGCGCGCGGCGCCCGCGGCCGCGGCCUGCGCGCGGCUCGACGCGCACUCCUACGUCACCGAGCUCAUACGGGCCCUGCACCUCAUACACACCGUCGAACAACUGGAGACGGCAUCGAGUUUAGUGAAUUCCCUUAACUCUGCUCUGACGGCGCUCGUGGCCACUGACAGCUUCGAGUCCAUGACGCUCAUCAAGAUGGCGGUAGUGAUAAUGUGGCUGGUGCAGUCAUCAACCGAAGGUCUCCCGGCGGAGUCGGCGGCGCUGACCGAGGGCGAGGCUACGGCGGCCGCGCUAGCCGAGUCCCUGGCGUGCGGCGCCGUGCUGGCGUUGCUACUGCCCGCCUACACGCUGCCGGCGCCGCCGUCCCGGGCGCUGCCCGCCUUGAAGGUGUGGCUGCAGUGGGUGACGGCGCGGGGCGAGGUGGCCGGCGGGGCCGCGUGGCGCGCGCGGCCGCAGCUGUGGCCGGCGCUGGCGCACGCGCUCAACCACCUCGCCGACGAGGCCGCCAGGGUCACGGACAAGUACGACUCAGUCCCUCUACCGGAAGACGAAGAGCUUCACGGCUUCCUGCCGCUGGAGCCGGCGCUGUCUGUGCUGAGGUUCCCCAACCACGCCGCCUGGGACACACGACACUCGGACAAGGACGAUACAGAGUGUAUAGAGGUGUCCCCCACGUGCCUCAGCAACGAGCCGGAGCUGGAGGCCCGCGUGCGGGCGCGCCGCCUGCACCAGCUGGGGCUCCAGCUGGCUGACAUGUGCCCCGACCACCUCUCCUACACUCAAGAAGACAACAAGACCACCUUCACAGCGACAUCUAUCGGCGGGGAGCAGCUGUCCCUGGCGCUAGCGGAGCUGCAGGCGGCGGGGGCGGGCGCGGGAGCGGAGGCCGAGGGGGCGGAGGCGCGCAGCCCGCCGCGGGACACGGAGGGUGACAGCGACGAUGACGCCGCGCACCCGCCGCCGCCCAUCGUCAUCUCAGAGGCUGACUUCCGGGAGAAAGUUCGCGAGAAACGCGUCGGUAUCCUGAAACCGCAAGGAUCUUUGGAGCGGGCGCGAGAAGAACGGGCCUUAGCCAACACUCAGGAUGAUGAUGGAGACACCAGCGAGGAGUUGAAGGGCGAAGACAAGAAAGAGGCCCGUAAGCCGCGCGUCAACAUCGCCAUGGCUGCCAUCAUGAGGAAACAAGAGGAGACUAAUAAACAAGUGAAGUUCGUGACGCCACCACCAACACCGGACUCGACUUCAGAAACCGCUGACAAAGACACGGACAAGCCAAAAAUGAUCCAACCCAAAGCUAUCAAAUCCCUCGCCAACUUGCCUAUAGGUAGGAAGACAGGCGGCAUUCUUUCACUUAAAGACAAGUCCGCUGGAUACCCGCAUCUAGUCAACACGGAUCCCGAACCGCCCAAGAAAGAGGAGGAAAAGAAGAAAGAUGUCAAACCCAGUCAAGGGUCCAGUCAGAACUCGCAGCAGACGUACCCGAAGCGACCAGACCAACCGUCGCCCAACUGGGGCGCCAAUGUUGCGCAAGGCUACGUCGAAGGCCCGAGGAUGAACUUCCCCAAGAGCUACGGCAUACAAAGCCCCAGCUUGACGUACAAUCCCGGCAUAAACUACCCGCAAGCGACGACCAUCAACAACCAGGGAAUCAGGCUCCCCGUCGUCAACCCUAAAGAAAUCGACGUCAGAACUGCCGCCUUACAGAAGCAAAACUCGCGACAAGAGUUGUUCCAAGACGGACAUAAGUUCGGGAACCACAAGUACCAGGUUUCGGGCGACAAGAAGAAUUUCCUCAACGACCUGCCGCCGCGGUUCGCGAACCAGUACCGGUACUGGCAGACCGCUCAGGACAACCAGUUCAAUGACAACAAGUUCAGAGAUGAAAACUUCCAAAGUAACAACUCUUUGUUCAACGCGCAGCAGCGGCCCAGCUGGAUGACUAGCACGCCAGUGCCCGAGACGUACCAGCAGCCGAACCCCUGGUGGACGCCCGAGAAGCCGCCGCCGAACUUCAACGCGGGCUUCUCCGCCCCGAUGAACAUCCAGCCCAACUUCUACUCGCCGCACCUGGCCACGAACAUGGCGACUCCCUACCCAAACAUGUCAUCUUUCAAUCAGAUGCCAAACCCUAACAUAGGACAGGAUAAGGCACAGAGUCUGAUCACUCCGCCGAACUACAUGCAGACGGCGAUCGGGCAGCCGCAGAUGCAGACGCUGCAGAAUUUGGUGUCGUCUCCGAAUUUUAAUUCUUCAUUAAACAAUUUUGGGUCUUAUGCGCCUGCAGUUGGAUAUGACUCAUCGAUGUACCCUCAGUUUAAUAACAAGUUGGGGUACCAGCCGUUGCAGAUGAAGAUGAUGGACAAGCCGCAGAGCUACCAGAGCAAGGAGCUGAUGGACAUGGGCGGGCUGGGCUUCGGCAACAACGUGCUCGACAUGCAGCAGCGCAACUUGAACAUGACCUUCAACGACCCCAUGAGUGGUGCCAGCGAAAUGGGAGGUGCUAAGAAUUUGGAUCACAUGGGGCAGGGCGGUGUGGACCCCCCGAGCGGCUCUUCCGGUAACACGUACUCGUUGUUCAGCGGCGCGCCCGACGCAGGCGCGUGGGGCGCUGCGCAGAGGCACCCGCAACAGCAGUCGCAGUCGCUGUGGUCGGGGCCGGGCCCGUCCCCGCUGGAGCGCCUGCUGGAGCAGCAGAAGCAGAUGAAGCCGGCGCCCCCGCCGCACUGACCGGGCGCCGCCCCCGCCGCGACCAGCUCGACCAAAUCCGCGAGCUAAUCGACAAUUACCUCGAACUCAAAGCCUACCAUUACCUUAUCAACUAAUGAAGAGUUUGAAUCGCUCUGCUCAGGACACCAGCUCGACAAAUCCGACGACUAAUCGACUAUUACUGUCAACUGCUGCUUUACAUGAACUAGUAAGACAAGUUCUUAGUUAUUCACGUUGACAAUCUAAAGUGGGUCCAAAGACUUCAUGGUACGCCUCCAGAUUUAUAGUCCUCGAUACUAGUACAUAACACAAUCUCAGGUUACAGACGUUAGAUGCAUUUUGUACUUGUCGGCGAUAUCUUCGCAGUUUCAAGCGAAACUGGCUCGUGAUGUGGAUAUAUUGAAAAUUUUACGUUUAUUUGAGGCAGAGAACGGAUCUUUUGUUUUUGGCAUUGGACAAUGUUGCCAUAUCACUCUCAAAGACUCCUAACAAGUGCUUUAUAAAAUUGUAACUUGACCCCAAAAGAUUUGCAUAAGCGUAAACUCUAACUUGUAUUUAAGGCCGUGAAAAAAAUUCGUGUAUACCUGUUGUUAAAAAAUAAACUAAGUGCAAUAUAUGUGCUGCAUAUAUGUGUCUCCUAAACGUCAGCGGCAUUAUUACAAAUAUUCCAAAUCAAUGGGUUCCUAUGAACUGCAUUCGUGUAAUUUAAAAAUUGUGGGAUAUAGAAAUAACACGGGAUAUUUUAAAUGUCUUUACUCCUUAUAUUUUACAAAAAUCAUUGCACCAUCUUAUAUUAAAACAAAAUCCUCUCACCCGACCGACAUCGCACCAAAAACUCUCCUCUCUUACUUUUUAAAACUGCCUUACCCAUUCAUUAACCAUCCUCCUUUCACACCAUAAACAAUCAAAUUCCCAUUCAUUAUCCUGACAUAGCAUUCUCACUAUCCUACAGCUCGGUAUCACUUCAUUUGAAAAUGUAACGUUCGUAAAUGUGAAUUUUUAACUAAUGAAACUAAACAGUUUGUUUCACUAGUAAAUAUCGGUCUAUAUUAGUUAAAAUGUAUAUAUGAAAUGUACUUAGUGUUUUUAAAGCUUUAUACAGUGUUAGUGACAUCGUAACGAUAACUUUGAGGAUGAUUCAGACCAUGAUUCUUUUAUGGAUAAGCUUGCCUGUACUAUCUGUUUUCUUUGUAUGUUUCUUGUGUCUGUUUUAUUGUGUACAAAUAAAUAAAUAAAUGAUUCUGAUUAAUGUCAAGUGGAAAUUUCCGUCGCAAAACUCAUGUUUUUCUUGGUUUUUUAAAUUAUUUUAAACUCUAUAUUUAUGUGAUGGAAAAUUCCACUUAAUAUUAACUCAGAAUAAUGAGCUGAAUCAUCCCCUUAGUUUUCGUUAUGAUGUCACUUACACCCCGUACAGGUAGCAAUACAAGUACGUAUGUAUGGGUGUUAGUGAAACAAAUACUGAAGGGGUUGAUUCAGACCACGAUUCUGAGUUGAUAUCAAAUGGAAUUUUCCUCUGGGAAAAUUCAUGAUAUUGUGUUUUUUUAAAUAAUUGUACUUGAUAUCAACUCAGAAUCAUGGGCUCAAUCAUUCCUCAAACUUUUGCAAUGUCACUAACACCCUAUGUAGUAUAACUUUCAAAUACCAUCAAACUUAUUGCGUCAAGGCUGUGAUUUAGAUUGUCAGAGCGCUAACUGCUCCAAGCGGAUAAGACUGCAGUUUAUUGCUAAGAAAUGAAAGUACGGGACUUGCUCAAGUCAACUUUUCAUCAAUCAUAUCAUACCUGUAUUGUCCAAGAAGCAGAAUUUUGACAAAUGAUGAUGUAUCCGAAUUUAUGAAUUAAUUCUUGUGUGUGUAUCCGGUAUGCUAAAGGCAGAGCGGUACCACGGUUUAGGUCAAUGUGUGUGAAUGAAUGAGUGAAUGAUAUUUUUGAGAACGAAGUGUAUAGUGCGAUAUUUACUAGUAAAAUAAUAAAGCUUUAUUAUAAGCAUGUUUUUGUUGUUUAUUUUAAGUGAAAAUAAAUUGAAGUAACGAUUGUGAAACAAUAUUUUGUAAUAAAGCUAUUUUUGUUAAAUAA
Molecule: messenger RNA, 5683 nt
Organism: Pectinophora gossypiella (pink bollworm)
Lineage: Eukaryota; Metazoa; Arthropoda; Insecta; Lepidoptera; Gelechiidae
Product: nonsense-mediated mRNA decay factor SMG7-like
Exons: 18
Coding region: 124-3630 (1168 amino acids)
Biological process (GO): nuclear-transcribed mRNA catabolic process, nonsense-mediated decay
Cellular component (GO): telomerase holoenzyme complex
Molecular function (GO): protein binding; telomeric repeat DNA binding; telomerase RNA binding
Source: RefSeq, a predicted model, not a curated record